UCUUUUGUCGCUGCAUUGCGAGUGCAUUAAAAUUUUCUACUCUCGCCAACUUCAAAUACAUAUCUAUUUCAUUUUAAGUACUACGAGUGUAUCUACACCGGUUCAGCUACAAAGAACAUCUGACAUUUCCUGAGUGGCGGUUAUAGUCGUACUUGAAUUUGAAGCUCUGUGUAGUUUCCUAGUUUUCGAAUUACAACAUAUUUUCAGAAAUGCCACAAGAUAUGAAUGUUUUACGUUGUUAUUCUUGCAAAAUGUACCAAGUACAUAUAGUGAAGAAAGCACGCAAAUGGCAGUGCAAAUUGUGUAAUGCAAAACAAUCCAUACAGAAGGUAUAUUUUCAAGGAUCUGGCAAAGACUGUCGUCUUCAUGUUCAACAUUUGAAUUAUUUGAAGACAAAUGACGUAUCAUUUUCCUUAUAUCAAGAGAACAGCAAUGAUGAUUGUAACACUACCAACACUGUUCAAGAAUUAGACAUUGAUAAACCUGUUGAAAGUGAGUGGGCAAAAUAUCUAUACUCGCCAAAGGAAGAAUAUCUAUCUGAUGCACAAAAUUCAUUUUCUAAUAGUAUUCAUGAGACUGAAGAUAUGAUAACAAAAGAGAAAUGUAAUGCUAUAAAUAAUGAUUUAUGUGAUUCUGAAGAUAUUGUAGAUGAUUUUGUAAGUGAAAAUAUUGCUGAUAAAACGGAGAAGAUAUGUUCUACAAGUUAUAAUUGUAGAAUCGAAGAUAAAUGUAAUUUGCAAGAUAGCGGUAAAUCAAACAAAGAUCAUAAUGAUAUUGCUAACAUCUUUGAAACUUUUAGUGAAUUAGAUGAUCCUAUCGAUAUUUAAUUUUCAUGAAUGAUUGGAUAGUUCCUAUGUAAAUUAGUAAAAGAACACUG
Molecule: messenger RNA, 877 nt
Organism: Trachymyrmex cornetzi
Lineage: Eukaryota; Metazoa; Arthropoda; Insecta; Hymenoptera; Formicidae
Product: UPF0544 protein C5orf45
Exons: 3
Coding region: 210-827 (205 amino acids)
Biological process (GO): endoplasmic reticulum to Golgi vesicle-mediated transport; mitotic G2 DNA damage checkpoint signaling; intracellular protein transport
Cellular component (GO): COPII vesicle coat; nucleus
Molecular function (GO): chromatin binding; zinc ion binding
Source: RefSeq, a predicted model, not a curated record